Messenger RNA from Chanos chanos (milkfish), 840 nucleotides. It is a transcript of the gene nkx3-2, whose product is annotated as NK3 homeobox 2. Gene Ontology annotation, biological process: cell differentiation; regulation of transcription by RNA polymerase II. The record is from RefSeq and is a predicted model, not a curated record. The transcript is spliced from 2 exons. Gene Ontology annotation, cellular component: nucleus. NCBI's taxonomy places the organism in Eukaryota, Metazoa, Chordata, Actinopteri, Gonorynchiformes, Chanidae. The coding region runs from base 1 to 840 and encodes 279 amino acids. Gene Ontology annotation, molecular function: RNA polymerase II cis-regulatory region sequence-specific DNA binding; DNA-binding transcription factor activity, RNA polymerase II-specific.
AUGGCUGUUCGCAGCAAUUCAUUGAUGCCUUUCUCAAUCCAAGCUAUUCUGAACAAAAAAGAGGAUGGUCGACACUUCAAAGGCUUGGAUGUGUGCUUUUCAAAAACAGCUUGUUGGAAAAUAUUUGGGGAAAUGGACGGAGCGUCCGACGAAUUUUCAUCUCCUCGCAGAAGCGACGAGGGAGCCUGUAUGGGCAGCGACCAGAAAUGCUACGAUUCGGACUCUGGUCUGAGUGAGGAUAAUGACAGCAAAACUCACGCUGUCUGCAAGUCCGAGAAGGACCAGGAUAUACCGGCCUCAGACGCUUUGGACGAAAGUUUUCAGGACGAAACCGACCAUGAGUCCACAGCUGUGGAGAACGGAAAGGAACUUAGUGAUUGUGAAAUUUCUGCAGGCGUCUCGGAUUCGAACAACGCAGAUGAAGCGGGCAGCGAGAAGAGCUUGGAUCAGCCCAAACAGAGGAAAAAGCGCUCGCGGGCAGCCUUCUCCCACGCUCAGGUCUUCGAGCUGGAGCGACGUUUCAAUCAUCAACGGUACCUCUCCGGACCCGAGAGAGCAGACCUGGCCGCCUCCCUUAAACUGACGGAAACCCAGGUCAAAAUAUGGUUUCAAAACCGUAGGUACAAAACAAAACGUCGACAAAUGGCUGCUGAUUUGUUGGCCUCAGCACCGGCUGCGAAAAAAGUGGCAGUGAAAGUUUUGGUGCGGGACGACCAGAGACAGUACAAUCCUGGAGAACUACUGCGGCCUCCGCUUCUCUCCCUUCAGCCGUCUUACUACUACCCAUACGCAUACUGCCUGCCUGCAUGGACUCUUUCUGCCUGCACUGGAAACCAGUGA